AGCCUCCCUUUGGCAACGAGAGAAAGUUUGCUGGGGCGGUUGGUCGCGUGGUCGCAUGGCUUCCUGUCAACCCAACAAAACUUUCACCACCACCACCACCAACAACAACAAUAAUCAAGAAGAACAAGGAUAUUAAUCGUCGCCAACCGGCUUUGCAGUCUUCGCCGUGGGAGCUUGGCUCGGAGCGAGCCGAACAAUUUGGCAGCGUCUCCUCCGAAAGGUGGCUUAUAGCGGCACGCGUUCUCGCUUUGGGGCGAAAGCAUCGCCCGAAUUGUUGGCCAGAUCUUGGCCCGCUGGAAUUUUUACCGUCAUCGUCAGGGUAGAGGAGGGGGAGCGAGCGAGCGAGGGAGAGAGAGCGGAGCGUAGAGCUGGAAAGGAAUGCCGAGAAACGGCAAACCCGGCGAAAACCCAAGAGGCGAUAACGAGACUGUGAAUCCGAAGACGAUCCGGUGAUAAAACAAAAAGUAAAAACCGGGGAGAGGCGAUUUGGCGACGGGAUGGCCGCGGUGAAGCGGGUGUUUUUCUCCAAGGGGUUCGGCGGAUCGCUGGACGGACCGGGGCAACCGGAGCCCGCGGCCAGCGUGGAGCUCAAAGGAGUCGUACGCCGCAGAGAGAGCUGCCCAUCAAACCUGAACACGGCAGCGGCGGCGGCGGUGGCGGUGGCAACGGAUGAGGGCACCGGCGUCGGCAAGGAUGAUGUCCGUAUCGCCGGCAUUGCCGCCAAAAGCAGGAGGGCACGAUCGUUCUUGUUUGCCUCCGGCAGUUCUUCGAGCGCUGCUUCCACCGGAGCGGCGACUCCCAGACGGAGUCUUCGACGCCCCCCGCGGAGUCCCGGACGUGACGACGGCACAGCGGCAGCGGCGAGCGCAACAGCCGCAGCCGCUGGGGCUACAGAACCAGCAGCAGCGGCGGCGACGAGGAGAACAACGAGGUGGUGGACGAUGAACGCGAUGAUGGCGGCGAUGGCGGUGCCCGUGGGCGUUGACCCCAGCGUCAAGCCCGGGGAGUUUGUGCUCAAGAGUCUCUUUGCCGAGUUCACGCAGCAUGCCGAGCGCAAGAUCAGUAUCAUCAUGGCCGAACCCAUGGAGAGGCUGCUGUCGAAGUCGCUGCAGAGAGGAGAAGACCUACAGUUCGAUCAGCUGCUGAGCGCCAUGAGCGCCGUCGCCGAGUACUGCCUGCCCUCCCUGCUGCGCACGCUCAUCGACUGGUUCAAGCGGCAGAACGGCGUGGACGACGAGUCUCACGAGUACCGCCCACGCUCCAGCACCAAGUCCAAAGGGGACGAGCAGCACCGUGACAGAGACUUCCUGUUCGAGCGGAGAGACCUGGCCAUCGACUUCAUCUUCUGCCUCGCCCUCAUCGAGGUCCUCAAGCAGAUUCCAGUGCAUCCCGUGCCGGACUCAAUGGUGCAUGAAGUUGUCAACUUGGCUUUCAAGCACUUCAAGUACCGGGAAGGGUAUUCGGGUCCCAACAUCGGCAACAUGCACAUCAUCGCUGACCUGUAUGCAGAGGUCAUCGGAGUGCUGGCACAGUCCAAGUUCCACACGGUACGCAAGAAGUUCGUGACGGAGCUGAAAGAGCUGCGCCAAAAGGAGCCUACCCCACAGGUGUCGCAGUGCAUCAUCAGCCUCAUCAUGGGCAUCAAGUUCUUCCGCGUCAAGAUGUACCCCGUGGAGGAAUUCGAGGCCUCAUUCCAGUUUCUGCAGGAGUGCGCUCAGUACUUCCUGGAGGUCAAAGACAAGGACAUCAAGCACGCCUUGGCCGGCAUCUUCGUGGAGAUCCUGGUGCCGGUGGCCGCUGCCGUGAAAAACGAGGUGAACGUGCCGUGCCUGAAGAACUUUGUCGACGUGCUGUACCAGACGACGUUCGACAUGUCCUCGCGCAAGAAGCACUCGCUGGCUCUCUUUCCGCUGGUCACGUGCCUGCUGUGCGUCAGUCAGAAGGCCUUCUUUCUCAACAACUGGCACAUCUUCCUGGCGAGCUGUCUGUCGCACCUCAAGAAUAAGGACCCCAAGAUGUCCCGCGUGGCGCUGGAGUCUCUGUACCGGCUGCUCUGGGUCUACAUGAUCCGCAUCAAGUGCGAGAGCAACACUGCCACGCAGAGCCGCCUGAGCAGCAUCGUCAGCGCCCUCUUCCCGAAGGGGUCACGGAGCGUCGUGCCGAGAGACACGCCACUCAACAUCUUCGUGAAGAUCAUCCAGUUCAUUGCCCAGGAACGCCUGGACUUUGCCAUGAAGGAGAUCAUUUUCGACCUCCUCAGUGUGGGGCGGUCACCCAAGACCUUCAGCAUCAACCCAGAGCGGAUGAACAUCGGGCUGCGGGCCUUCCUGGUCAUAGCUGACAACCUGCAGCAGAAGGACGGCGAACCGCCCAUGCCCACGACUGUCGGGGUGCUGCCGUCGGGCAACACGCUGCGCGUCAAGAAGACCUUCCUGAGCAAGACGCUCACCGACGACGAGGCCAAGAUCAUCGGCAUGGCUCUGUACUACCCGCACAUGCGGCGUGCGCUGGACAGCAUGCUGAGGCAGCUCGACAAGGAGGUGGGGCGGGCCAUGGCGCUCACCAACGUGCAGAUGCACAACAAGGAGCCCGAGGACAUGAUCACCGGCGAGCGCAAGCCCAAGAUCGACCUCUUCCGCACGUGCGUCGCCGCCAUACCCCGGCUAAUCCCGGAGGGGAUGAGUCGCACCGAGCUGGUGGACAUGCUGGCCAGGUAA
Messenger RNA from Lethenteron reissneri (Far Eastern brook lamprey), 2717 nucleotides. RefSeq names its product protein furry homolog-like. Gene Ontology annotation, biological process: neuron projection development; cell morphogenesis. Gene Ontology annotation, cellular component: cell cortex; site of polarized growth. The record is from RefSeq and is a predicted model, not a curated record. NCBI's taxonomy places the organism in Eukaryota, Metazoa, Chordata, Hyperoartia, Petromyzontiformes, Petromyzontidae.